Phytophthora sojae is the source of this 240-nucleotide messenger RNA. RefSeq lists its product as hypothetical. The record is from RefSeq and is a predicted model, not a curated record. The coding region runs from base 1 to 240 and encodes 79 amino acids. The transcript has 2 exons. Lineage: Eukaryota; Oomycota; Peronosporomycetes; Peronosporales; Peronosporaceae.
AUGGAUUACCGGGCAGACGCUGCGGCUGCGAAGCAGGCGCAGGAGAUGCCCGUGCUCGUUAAAGGACUCGCCAUCGUCGCCAUUGCCGUCAUGAUGUGCUUUGCUCCCACGACCGCCACGGCCAGCGUUGACGUCAAGGAGAACUCGCCAGAGAAGCGCAAGCUCUACUACGUGCGCACGCCGAUCACCAAGAGUCCAUACAACCGCUACAUUCCUCCUCCCCCGACCCCCAAGCCCUAA